Molecule: messenger RNA, 1961 nt
Organism: Callorhinchus milii (elephant shark)
Lineage: Eukaryota; Metazoa; Chordata; Chondrichthyes; Chimaeriformes; Callorhinchidae
Product: BSD domain-containing protein 1
Exons: 12
Coding region: 48-1370 (440 amino acids)
Cellular component (GO): cytoplasm
Source: RefSeq, a predicted model, not a curated record
GUGUGCCGGCCCUACUGUGCUCUCAGCCGCUGGCGGCCAGUGCAGCAAUGUCUACCCGCUCCAGUGACAGCUCUUUAAUAUGGCAGUGCGGGAUUUCUGACCUCACGCUCUGUUUUGCCAACACGUAUCGCAGGACAGGCUACAGGGGAGGCAUUCGGGAUUCCAGGAUGGCGGACAGAUGGUGGGGAGAAUGGAUUCAGCAGAAUAUUUCUGCUGCGAAAGCCAAGUCUGCAAAAGCUGUGGAAUUUCUGAAGAGAGAUCUGGUUGAAUUCACUCAAGUUAUCCAACAUGAUACAGCAACUACAAUUGCUGCAACAGCCUCAGUAGUCAGAGAAAGAUUAUGUAUUGAAGAGCCAAUCGAAGGGAGCCAGAAGAUCACAAAAGCGCUAUCAAACUUCUUUGGAGCCAUCUCUGAUGCAAUUGCUUGCAAAGUGGAAGAACUAGCUGCACCUCAAGUGAAAAUCCCUAAGGAAAAUUGUCCGAGAAGCAGUGACCCAUAUGAUAGUUCUAAGGUUCGGCUCGGUAAUCUUCAGGAUGAUUCAACAACGUACUGCAGUGAACCAGAUGAACACUAUGACUCCUGGUUAUCAGAAUUCAGUUUAGAAGAUGAGAAGUAUGCCAUCUCAGAUCUCUUGGUCAACAAUGAAUCAAUGAGACAUCUUUACACACAAUUGGUUCCCUUGGAAGUUACUCACGUAGACUUUUGGUGUCGUUAUUUCUACAGAGUAUACCAGCUUCAGCAGGAAGAAGCUAAGAGAACAGCUCUAAAGCAAAGGGCAGAACAGACUGUUUACGCUGAGGACCUGAAAUGGGAAGAUGACGAAGAUGAUUGGGAUGAUCCGAAUGAAUUAAUCUGUGCUGAUUUUAAAUCGAUUGACUUAAAUGUUGUUUCUGAAGAGAGAAAAAGCAAUUCCAGUCAGAGUAGAAAAUGUAAAACCGAAGACUCAUUAGGGAUCAGCAAGCCUUGUUUCUCAGAAGCCUUUUUGAAAACUGUAGAAAGGGAUGAGAGCAAACAUGCUGCUCAAGAAGAGAAAUUGUUCCAUCGACAAUUUGCAAAUGAGGGUAUAAGUGUGCGUGAGGACACUCCAGCAUUUGAAGAUUACCCCAUGUCCGUUUCCAAUUUUGUACCAAGUUACCACGAUGGUGUCCUUUUACAGUCCAACACGAGUCAAGAUGGGAUCUUUGAACUAGAUUCCAAUAUUGGACAAUCUGCUUUGUAUAAGGAGAAAAAUGAAUCCAGUUCAGGUUUUGCUGAAGACUGGGAUGAAGAUCUUGCUCUAGACAUGACUGAAGAAGAAAUACAGAUGACUUUAUCUCGAGCUGAAGCUUCAGGAGAGCUUGAAUCUGGAGAGUGGGAUGAUUGGGUGUGAGAAGAAAAGUCGUGCCACACAAAUCUGAAUGUUCCAGCUUUUUAACUAGUAUUCUUUAUCUUAUAACAAUCUAUUGCCAUUGCUAAGGUGCUGUAUUAUUAAAGGAAACUAAGUAUCUACUUCUUGCUGACAUGAUAGUAUCAGGUCUACAUCAUGUCUCCAACUAAUCAUUUUUAGAGUUGUUAGAGUUGUGCAGUUCUUUUCUGAAUUGAUUGAAGAUCGGGCUUUGAACACAACCUAGAUGUAAAGUAUAGCAUCACUGACAGCUGCUAGUUGUGAACUAAAUUGGUAGGUUAUGCCAAAUCCACACACAGUAUUCGUGCCUGCAUCUGUCCACAUGGUGGCAGAAAACUGACCAUAUUUGCUCUGUUGCUAGUCUUUCAUAAAAUGCACAAAGGUGAGACCAAGUGUUUUUUAAAAAAACAUUAAUUUGCCAAUGUAGAAUGAGCCCAAAUAAGUAAAACGCUCCCUGACUUGGAUAUCUGAGAAAAAAGCUGCAACCUGUCUGAUCUUUCUUGAUAAAGUAAUGAAAAAUUGUGAAUGGAAUGUUGGUCUUUAUCUCAAAGGGCCUGGAAUACAAAGGGGAAGAAA